Molecule: messenger RNA, 1845 nt
Organism: Suillus subalutaceus
Lineage: Eukaryota; Fungi; Basidiomycota; Agaricomycetes; Boletales; Suillaceae
Exons: 10
Coding region: 1-1845 (614 amino acids)
Source: RefSeq, a predicted model, not a curated record
AUGUCAGAUCUCAUGCAGUGGCAGGGUGCACCUGGCACCAAUGCUGGCGAUGGUCAUGUGGUCAACAUGGGCGCACGAUUCAGGGCUCCCAGUGCCAAUCGGGCUCAAGACUCGGAGGAGGACGGUGAUGACAAUGGCGAGGAUGAAGAUGAGCCUGAUGAUGGAGAACAAAGUAAUGGUGAUGACGAGGACGAGGACGAGGACGAGGAUGAAGGCGAUGGCGAAAGAGCAGGAAGGGACCAUAGUAGCGGGGCUGCAACCACAACAUCUGCUGUUGCACGAGGUGGAAGGGGCGGAGGGGGCGGGAGAGGUGCAGGAGGUGAGAGAGGUGCAGGGGGUGGGAGAGGUGCAGGGGGUGGGAGAGGUGCAGGGGGUGGGAGAGGUGCAGGGGGUGGGAGAGGUGCAGGAGGCGGGGGGCGCGGAGGGGGAGGAAGAGGAAGAGGAAGAGGAGUUGCCAGGGGGGGCGCCCUAGAACAGCUACCUGUGGCCCAGAGCCGGGCUUUGAAAGGCAGGUCACGCCCAAUAUUAUGUGGCGCCGAUGACAUGAUGGAUGUCGACAGUGAUGUUGUGGUAGCUGCUGGAGAUGGGCGUAUCGUUCAUGGUCGAAGUCAGACCAUUGACACUGGAGAGGGGUUACCUGCUGAUCCCAGGUCUGAGGCAUUGGCCCUGGAGGCGUCUUCACUGGUGCAAGAUGAUGGCGCCGCGAACAAAUGCAGCAGUUGCUCCGAUAAGUCGAAUUUGCACCCUUGUGUCAGAAAUAUAGGCCCAGGUGAAUUUUGGUGUCCCCCAUGCUGGAGCCGCAGGUGCUCCACUCCGUUGCCUUACUCAGUGGUUGCACAAGGUGCCUACCUUACUGGCCGAAGUCACAUCCGCCACCCACUCGUGUUUCACACGAUUGCCUUAAAACUUGACACAUACCCUGAACGUUUGUUGCGCUGUCAGUUGGAGGAAGAAUUCUCGCAUUGCCAAAACGUGUUGCAAUGCACCAACAUUGAACUGGUCACUGGAGCUGCUUGCCUGCCCAAUGUCCGCGCCCGCGUCCGCAACGCCCUGGCCUUUGUGAAGGCCCAACCAGAGACCGAUUUGCUGGUUCUGAUAGAUACACACAGUGAUUAUGAGAAUGGUGAGCUAGUCCACAGUGUUGACAAACACGGAGAUGCCUGGACUCAAAAUGCCUCGGAGGUGGUCCGCCAUUACUUGGGUCCGGAAUUGUGGAAGCGUUCCCUGGACAUGAUGGGCACCAAAGGAAUGAUACUGCUGGCGUGUGGUCCGGCAUUCACGAAGCAAUCGCAUUUUGAAACAAUCAAGACACUGGUCUCCAGCAAGCGCCUGCUGUUUGUCAUCGGAUUUACUGCCCAUUCGGUUCAACCCUCUGUGGUCAUGCCCUUCAUGCUGCGAUUGAUCAUACAGGUCUACAUCCAUCAAAUGCCUGUCGAGCAGGCCCUGGAACAGGAGAUUGCUCACUGGACUCUGUUGAACCAUACCCCUGUGGUAUUGGUUUGUUGGAAUCUACAAGGAGAUCUGAUUAGCCGGAGAUACAUAGCUUCCACCCCCUCUGGUUGUGUCUGGGGUCUUCCCCCCCGGUGUGGCAAUAACCUGUGCAAUCCUGGGCCUGGGGACAUUAAAGCCAAACGAUCCUCUCGUCAAGGCUCCAACUUCUUUAGGUUCCGGUGCAACCGCUGCAGCUGGGAUUCAGGCGGUUACAUACCCAAACCCAGCUGGCUUCUUCCAUUCUCCUCGCAACAUUCUUUGUUUUUUCAUCACUUUCCACUCACUGCAGAGCAGGAGGAUUACAUCCGUCUGUAUCCCGGCCGUCCGUCUGGCCGAACUCCACAUUCACCUUGA